Messenger RNA from Guillardia theta CCMP2712, 878 nucleotides. RefSeq lists its product as hypothetical. The transcript is spliced from 7 exons. Lineage: Eukaryota; Cryptophyceae; Pyrenomonadales; Geminigeraceae. Bases 295 to 870 code for a protein of 191 amino acids. The record is from RefSeq and is a predicted model, not a curated record.
CUCCUCCUUCCUCUCCUACUCUUUCUUUCCUCCUUCUCCUCGCCAAUACCUGCUGACUUCCCUCCGUCAUCGUGACCGUGCUCGUCUCUCAAUCGCUCCUUUGCCUCCUAUCUGGUUCUUCCACUAGUUACCAUCCGCAUGAAGAGAAAAGAAGACAAACACGUCACUCUCGAUCAUUUUGGAGAGGUUCAUGUUGAUGUCAAGAGAAGGAGUCGAAGGAUCUUCAACGAUUCCCUUGUGCUGACAGCAAGACUUUCGCGCCCAUCAACGAUUUUGGAUACGCGUCGGAAGCUGAUGAACUUGGGAGGCAUUGCUUGCCUGCUCCUCUUCGUCUACGUCUCGGCGUUUGGACUGGGCCAGGGUAAUUCGUCAGUAUCAAGGCAAAAGCGCCAGAAAUCCUCAGCACAACAAGAAGAAACAUCGACUCAACAGUUUAUCCCUCCCAAGGGAUUCCUUCACACCCCUGAUAACUCGAUUCCCUCUCAUGCCCCAGUGGUGGCCGGGGCUUCGUUUGCGUACCAGGACAUCAAGCGACUGCAAGGUCUAUCAAACAUAGCAACAAAGCACGCAGAUUCAAAGAAUGUAAAAGAAGUCGCUCCCCCAGCUCCUCGAAAGCGAGUUGCAGCAAAGAUUGUGCAUGCCACGAGGAGCAAGAUUUCGACGGCUGAAAUUCAAGCGCCGCUCAAGGAGAAACCUGGCGAUGCGGUGGAAGCAGCAGCCCAUGGCCGUCGAAAACAACAAAAAUCAAAGGCUCGCACUGCCUUCCAAUCUCCUGUCAUGGCGGCUGAAAGCUCGGGAGUGGAAGCAGCGAGUGCGGCUGAGGAGAUGAUGAAGGAUCCCCUCCUGCCGCAUCUGAAGCCUCUGCCUUGAGAACGACA